AUUCAACCCAACGGUCACUAAAACAGAGCACACACUUUUUCUCGAAAACCUUAUCCGAUUAUUCUCCUCAAGCUUCAUCCAUGGCGUCACUGAUACUCGGAGCUCCACCAGCCCCCCCUCAAUCGCUCGCUUUCAGCUCCCGCAUUUCGUUCUCUCACUCCGAAACCCUAGCCGUUUCUCUCCCCUCCUCCACUGUUUCGCUAUCACUCUCCACAGCUUCUUCUCCACCAGUCCCUUCAGUGUACUGCGGCAGAGGCGAUAAGAAAACCGAAAGGGGAAAGCGCUUCAAUCACUCUUUUGGCAAUGCGCGGCCGCGGAACAAGAACAAAGGCAGAGGACCACCUAGGGUUCCGGUGCCAGCGGCUCCCCCAAAGAAAGAUAAGUUUGAGGACGAUACCAUUGUCAAGGUUGAAAUUGAUGAGUCCUUGUCUUAAUUAAUUAAUGGAGCCCAAUUUCUCUAAUUUCUGUUUUUAAUUGUAAUUUAUGAACCUUGAGUUUAUGUUAUGAGGAUUUUGAUCAAAUAAUUUUCUUUGUCUUGCUUGGAAUUUAUGAAUUAAACCUCCCAGCUCCAAUUUCCAU
This is a messenger RNA of Malus domestica (apple), 579 nucleotides long. Its product is annotated as small ribosomal subunit protein bTHXc. The record is from RefSeq and is a predicted model, not a curated record. Gene Ontology annotation, cellular component: plastid; ribosome. Lineage: Eukaryota; Viridiplantae; Streptophyta; Magnoliopsida; Rosales; Rosaceae. Gene Ontology annotation, biological process: plastid translation.